Protopolystoma xenopodis is the source of this 570-nucleotide messenger RNA. NCBI's taxonomy places the organism in Eukaryota, Metazoa, Platyhelminthes, Monogenea, Polystomatidea, Polystomatidae. The record is from the annotation of a GenBank genome assembly.
CCCUUAGUCCAGACGACUGAGCGUUACCAUCUGGCUCGGGAGCAGCUUGUCUCCUACACCACAAAAGGCGUUGAUCGGGCCACAGAUUUUCCAUUAUCACGGCACGAUGUUGUUGGCAACACAAAGGAUAAAGCUGCACCAAAGCAACAACUUCUACUCUUAGCUAGUCAAAUUUCGCCCUAUUUAAGUGUAGUAAACUACCUUGUACGAGUUCAACUGCAGAUUCCAUCUUCCCGUAUCAAUGUUCAAAGCAAAGGUACCAUUCAUGGUUUGGCUGAGCCCCGAAUUACGAUAUAUGGACAAUAUGGGGACACCGGCGUCCGACCCAUACGUCUCUACGUGGAGCCAAGUGGCAUUACUGAUGAUAACAAUCAGUUUGUCGAGGGGUUGAUAGAAGCAGUUUAUCUUGGCCAGUUGACCAGUUUGAUGCUAAGUCCAGUUCAAGGAACAAGUGAAAAUAAGCAUAUCCAAACCAGCCACCAAGACCCUUCUUUCGGCGUGUUGUGCAUAGACAUCACCAUCAGGGAUCCAAUUUCCCAUAUUAUUUACACGUUUCUGGCAAACGAGUAA